AUGUCUACUUCAACCAUUUAUCGGCUGAACGAAGACAUCCUCCUUGCCACCCUCUCUUAUCUUUCGGGCCACGACGCGGUGCGACUCGCUCGUACAUGCAAGUUCAUGUACGCGCUCUCCUGUCCAAGCGUCAGCGUGAAGAUAUCCCACCGGGAUCUACACAAACUACAUCGGACGGCUGGGGCGAUCUGCCGGCCUGGUUCUUCCUCCGCGACCUACCUGCACAACCUCGACUUAGCUUUGAUAUCGAAUAAAGAAAAAAACAUAAAGGCCGUGGGCGACAUCCUCAGGACCGCCAAGAACCUCCGCAGCCUGAGUCUUUCCACCGUGAUCCCGCACGGUUGGAUGGGAUACCCCUCGAUCGUCCACGCUCUGACUCAAAUGAAGCGACUGCGGUCACUCGAUUAUUCUCCAAUCUUCCACAACGACGUACUUCCGAUGAUCAAAUCCAUCCCCUCCCCUGACAUUGUUAACCUCAGUCUUUGGUACGAUGACCACUGGGACCACGUGUUUCCUCCUCUACUCUCGGUCCUCGAAUCAUUCCCCAAGCUCGUCACCCUCACCUUAGGUAAUUUUGUCCCUCAACCGACCUCUCUUGAUGCUACCCGGACAUCGUUCCCGUCCAUCCGGCAUGUCGUGCUCAAGAACGUGUCCGUCGCCGCCACGGACAUCCUCUACCUCUUUCCCAACCUCGACACGAUCGAGUUCUCACCAAAUCACGAGGGACAUUGCAUGCAAGGCCACACGGAUCCCCGGCCGAGAUGGCCCAAGGUCUCGGGCCGGCUCACCGUGGCCAUCCACCGCCCGACAAGAUGGGGCAACGGCGUCGACACGCUCCCCGACGCCGAGCUGCAGACCGCCGCCGUCGAGCUGCUCGAGCGCCGCGCGAGCGCCGUUCCGCGCCUUGAGCUCGCGGGCGAGUGGGAGUUCACCCGCGACGGCGUCACCGCCGUCGACGCCUCCACGUCGCGCCAGCUCGCGCGCCUCCUCGCGGCGCUCCAGCCGCGCGCGCUCACCCUCUCAGUGCACGCCGGGUUCCGGAUCCCAGAUAAGGUGCUCGACGGCCGGAUGUGGAGCGAGAGAGCGCGCGUGCUCCCGCGCCUCCGCGCGCUCACCCUGCGCCGCGUCGGAACCGACAACUGGAGGCUCCCGGAAACGCUGCCGGCGGCGCUGGCGCAGCUCCCGCUGCGCUGCCUGUUCAUCGACGCGAGCCCGCCGGCUCACCCGUCGGACGGCCUCAUGCCUGGCGCGGACUACAGAGAGCUGAGUCGCGUCGAAGCAUUGCACGCGCUCCCCGCGAGGCUGCUCGCCGUGCUCACGAAGAUGCGAGUGCUGGGGAUCGCGGGGACGGCGGCGCUGCCGGACGCCGCGUUGGGCACCAGCAACAAAUGGGGUCUGGAGGACCUGGCGGAAUGGAAGCGGGAGCACGGCGAGCGGAACACGCGGUGGUGGCGCGUUGACGGUGAAGGGGCGGGGCGGAAGUUGGUCGAGCUCUGGCGCGAGGACGGAGAGCACGCGCAGAGGCUGGUGGAAUAUGCGGAGAAAUACCGCGUCGCAGACCUGGACGCUAUAUACAUGGACAAGUGCCGGUACAACCCCUGA
This is a messenger RNA of Epithele typhae, 1602 nucleotides long. RefSeq lists its product as uncharacterized. The record is from RefSeq and is a predicted model, not a curated record. Bases 1 to 1602 code for a protein of 533 amino acids. Gene Ontology annotation, molecular function: protein binding. The transcript has 3 exons. Lineage: Eukaryota; Fungi; Basidiomycota; Agaricomycetes; Polyporales; Epitheliaceae.